AUGCCGUCAGAAAACCAUGAUCCAUCUUUUGAUUACGAGGAAGAAGUCGAUAGAGCCAAGCGGUUCAAAGAUGAUUUGGGCAAAGGUGGCUGGAAGAAAACAGACACGUACCUUUGUGAGUUAAUGCGAGACAAAAUUCUUAUGUCAGUCGUCUCAAUAUCAAAAUGCGUUGCCUCGCUGGACGACUCUGUGUCUCAGUAUUGGAUUAAAACAUUCCCAGGCGAGGAGGUUCCAAUAAAGUUGCUUUUCAAGUGGAAAAUGCCAAUACCCGCCAAGACGUGUUUGGAGAUGAUACAGCCAGCGCACAUAGAAGUCAGAAGAAAGUGGGACGACAAUUUUGUGGACCAUGAACUUCUGGAGACUUACCCCAAUGGUGAGAAUGUGGUCUACAUGCGAGUUGUUACUCCUUGGCCAGUUGUUAGUCGGAAUUACGUUUUGCUGAACUCGCCAAUUAAAGAGAUUGAUUGGUAUGGCAAGCAAGCUUACGUCAUUUUUCAGAGAAACAUCACCCACUCUUCAAAGCCUGAGGGAGAAGAUGGCAUGGUCAGGGCUUUCAAUGGUGGGAAUUUCUACUUGGCGGUGCCGGAUGAGAAUGAACCAGAAAGCGCUUGCGAAGUUCUGGGGUUAUCAAACAAUCUUUUCAAAGGCUGGAUUCCGGAUAAUGAAUUUGUGACGGCUAAACUUGUUCCUCGGGGUAUUGACAAGUUACGAGAAAGUAUGACGAAGGCCUAUGACACUUAUUCCGAGUACUAUACGAAAACAGAAACUUAG
Messenger RNA from Porites evermanni, 771 nucleotides. NCBI's taxonomy places the organism in Eukaryota, Metazoa, Cnidaria, Anthozoa, Scleractinia, Poritidae. The record is from the annotation of a GenBank genome assembly.